UUGCCAUGGAGUCAUUAUCCCACGUACUAGAAAUUGCUGCAAUGCAUUAUAAAUAAUGAAUCAUAAAUAGUCGAUUUAAUCGACCACUUUAUUACGGUUGGAUACUAAAUUUAAACAUUUAACAACGAAAAAAUGUGCAUUUCCACAAAAACAACCUUCCCUCGGGACACAGCCAAUUCUAAUACAUACAUGCCAGCACUCAAUGCUUAGCGUUAAAAUUUUAUUGGACCCUUACUCAUCUAGGUUCAUCUUACAGUUUUAGCCGACUAUAGAUAAGGUUUCACAUGUGAUAUGGUUACCAAGAUAGCCAAGUCUCUACACUCAAAGAUCGCACGUCAUGAGUGCUGUAUCCGACUGUAGGCUGUUCCUGGAAAAGCUCCGCCUGGAGGAAAGCGACUUCUCACGCCUGUCACGGCAAUCAGCUGCUGGGGACGAGUGGGACACAGACCUCGACACUGACGAGGACCAAGGGGACAAAGCUGACUUGUCGCCAGCUGAGAUCUACAAACACGCCUGCCGGGUGGUUGGCGUUGUCCCCGUCAGUUACUACCUGCGAAAUUUGAGCGACAGCACUCUUAACCUGAACCACCGCGGGUUGGGCCCCCUGGGGGUCAAGGCGCUAGCCAUCGCCCUGGUGUCUGACGUGCGCGUCACAACGCUGGAGCUGAAGGACAAUUACUUGCUGGCCGAAGGGACCAGAUACAUCGUAGAGAUGCUUAAGGCAAAUGUAACUAUUCAGAAUCUGAACCUCUCAAAUAAUCAUUUGCAGACUGCAGGUGCCGAGUGCAUUACAAAAUUUUUGGUGGACAACAUCUCAAUCCAGUCACUCAAACUCUCAGGAAACGGAUUCAAGGAAGAUGAUGCCAAAUACUUUGCAGACACCUUUUCUACUAACUACAGAGUAAAGGAGCUGGACCUGAGUCACAAUGACUUCUCUGGAAAAGGAGGGGAGCAUCUAGGCCAGCUGCUGGCAAGCAAUGAGGGUCUGGAGACGCUCGACCUGAGCUGGAAUCACCUGAGAAUGAAAGGUGCUGUGGCUCUUUCUGCAGGACUCAAGGGCAACAUCACUCUGAAACACCUGGACCUUUCCUGGAAUGGCUUUGGGAAUGAGGGGGCCCUUGCCUUGGGGGAAGCCCUCAAAUACAACAACACCUUGGUGCUCCUGAACCUGAGCCACAACCGGAUCACCAACGAGGGAGCAGAAAUGUUAUGCAAGGGCUUGGAGGCCAACGACACACUGCACACGCUCCGGCUGGCCUAUAACACUCUGACAGUGGAAGGAGCACUGGCACUCCUAAACACAGUGAAGAACAGCCACAGAUCUGCCCUAGAGGAAAUCAACAUCUCAAACGUGCUGGUGAACGAGAACUUCGUGCAGCUGUUGGAGGUGACGCGCCAGGAGCAUCCUGGCCUGGAGGUGCAUUAUGGAGGAGUAGGUGGAUUCAUGGCCAAGAAACCCAACAAACGCCCAGACCCCAUGAAAGUCAUCCAGGACUACCUUGAUGAGCGCAAAUUGCGCCUCUGGGACUUUUUUCGGAACAUCGACAAAGAUGGGACAAUGCGUGUCUCUGUCUCAGACUUCAGGAGAGCAGUGCAGCAAUCCACCAUACCACUAGACCGAUACCAGAUUGAGGAGCUCAUACAGAAGCUGGAUAAGGACAGAACAGGAUUAGUGGACUACAGAGGCCUGGCAGACACCAGGAAGAAGAUGAUGCGGGAUCACCGGCGACAACUGCGUAAGGUGGAGUCACGGCAGAAGAAGGAAAAGCAGAAGAGCGAACGCAUCUUGAAGACCUUCCAGAGUGCCGUGGAGGCAGUGACACCCCGCAGUUCCGUGGUCAUGUCCCCAGAUGGCGCCAAAGAGGACUCGAGUGGCCCACAGCAGUUCUUGGCCACGCCUCUCAGUUCCUGGCACCAUGUGGUCAUGUCCAACAGUGCAAACUACUCCGUGACCAACAUGAGCAACGAACACAUUCACCUGCCCUACAUUGGGGGUCUUGCCACUUCCUGCCCACCCAGCUCACCAUCAACAUAUUCCUACUCUCGUCCCAACCUGCAGACCCCCUCAUUGAAGCUCCAUUUACACCAGGUCACAGACUUGUGCGCCAGUCCUGAUGUUAUGACCCUUAAGCUGAGCCCCACAACCGAUCAGCUAACCAGGUCCAGGCCAGCCCUCAGCCUAAAACAGUCAGGCCCAAAUGUCAAGACAACAAAGACGAAGAAAAAGAAAUCAAAGAAACAUGUGGGCAAUGCAGUUCGCAGGGUCAACUAAACCCUGAGCCCAGAGCAUUGUUCAUCUCACUUGUAUGAAGUGUUUCUCUGGGCAGGCAUCAUGGAUGUGUGUGCGUUUCUUCCUGGUCAUAAAGGCCUGUUGUGCACAGAGAAUAAUUUGGAUGGAUUCCUCUGACUGGCAGAAGAUGAAAGCUUGCUAUAUACAGCUGGCAUAAUGAUUUGAACUCGAUGUAUUGCAGCAUAAUUGACUCAGAAGUCGGAGCAGAAAAUGCAACAAAUCAGAACUCAGCUCAGGCCCUAGAGGACAGAAGACUGUCAUUUUCUGACUAAAUCAAAUAUUCAUAAAACCUACUCUCAUUCCCAGGGACUUUUAUUGUCUAGUUAGAAUAGUACAAACAAGCCUAACAAGGGGACCCUUACAUUUUUUUUUCAUUGCACAUUCUAAUAUAUGUGUAUG
Brienomyrus brachyistius is the source of this 2689-nucleotide messenger RNA. Its product is annotated as leucine-rich repeat-containing protein 74A. Gene Ontology annotation, molecular function: protein binding; calcium ion binding. The transcript is spliced from 14 exons. The record is from RefSeq and is a predicted model, not a curated record. The coding region runs from base 338 to 2272 and encodes 644 amino acids. NCBI's taxonomy places the organism in Eukaryota, Metazoa, Chordata, Actinopteri, Osteoglossiformes, Mormyridae.